CGCCAGAAGGAAAGAAAUGUUGUAUUUUUUAAUAGCAUUGGAAAUAAUAAAUAGGGUGUAUGGUGUAACACCACAAUGUGCAACAGUUGAUGUGAAAACAUUAAUGGAAGGUUGCGAUCGUUUACUAGGAUUAAAUAUUACGAGUAUAGGGGGUACAAUGGUUAACGAUCAUAAUUGCGACGUGCUAUUGCCUAAGCAAGUCUUCUUAGAAGAACCACUCUUUCAAUAUCCUCUCGCUGAUUCGAAAAAGUUUUACACCAUUUUUAUGUUGGAUCCAGACGCUCCACCGAGGAUUGAAGGAGAGUUUUUUUUGCACAUGCUCAAGUCAAAUAUACCUGGUUUAGCACUUAAAGCUAAGGAGACCAGUAAAACCGUGGGUAUCGACUACAGAGGUUACAAGCCUCCAACGCCACCUCGCGACACAGGCGCACACCGCUACGUGAGUUUGCUGUACGAGCAAUCAGACGGAAACAACUUUUUACCCAACGUACCUUCUUCCCGCAACCGGUUCCAUCUAGCAAACUGGCUUCGGGGCAAGAGCCUUUGCGGACCUGUCGCAGCUACACAAUUCCGCGUUCAGUUCUAGAUGGCGUAGACUCGUAUGGGGAGGAAGUCGCGGAGGACCGCAAUAGAUAAGCGCAAAUCCAGCGCCAUUGCUUAAUAUCUUAAGACAAAGCAAAAAUAAAGUCGCGGAGCGUAGGCUGCGCACGCGACACUUCCCUCUCACCUCCGAGCUCCACCCACGCGCAUCUUAAUUUAUAUUAACAAAUUAUUAUCCCAUCUCGCACUAACUACUGGUUAUAAAAUAACCCUUUACCAAUAAAGCAUUUGUACUGAA
Messenger RNA from Pararge aegeria (speckled wood butterfly), 838 nucleotides. RefSeq names its product phosphatidylethanolamine-binding protein 4-like. NCBI's taxonomy places the organism in Eukaryota, Metazoa, Arthropoda, Insecta, Lepidoptera, Nymphalidae. The transcript has 5 exons. The record is from RefSeq and is a predicted model, not a curated record. Bases 17 to 586 code for a protein of 189 amino acids.